AUCCCUGCGUUGACAUCAACCUUCUAGCAACUGUAGCAACUCUCCACAUUUGUCAUAUCCACGCCUACUGUUCCGAGUUCCUCUUUCUGUCUAUUUGUCCGAGUCUUCAACCAGAUUAAUGGCACAGCUGACUGGGACAAGAACUUUCCUCUCGCUCACCCCCCCUGACCUGUCGACAUGCACCAAGGAAGAGAUCAAGAGAUACUUCAUCAACAGCUACGACUUGAAUGAAAGUCUGUUCUUGGGACUCAAAGAUGAAGCUUAUUUCUACAAGUGUCCAGACCGGCUGCGUCUGCCACUGGUCUUCUACUUUGCCCACACAGCUGUGGUGUAUGUCAACAAGCUCAUGUUGUCUGGACUCAUCCAUGAGAGAAUCAAUCUGGACUUCGAGACCAUGUUUGAAACUGGAGUGGAUGAAAUGAGUUGGGAUGACACUGAGAACUAUCGAAUGGGAGGCAGUUACAAAUGGCCUGCCAUUUCUGAAGUGGUAGAGUACCGUCAGAUUGUUCGUGACCUAAUCCUCAAGGUCAUCGAUGACACACCCCUAGAGCUCCCUGUGACUAUGGACAGUCCUUGGUGGGCUCUGAUGAUGGGCAUGGAGCAUGAGCGGAUUCAUCUGGAGACGUCCUCUGUCCUCAUCCGCCAAAUGCCGAUCGAGAUGGUCCAACGGCCGGAGGGAUGGACAUACGGACCCGUCAAGUCUGCCAAGCCUGUGAAAAAGAACAAGAUGGUGACUGCUAAGACUACGGAGGUCACCCUUGGCAAGCCAACCAACUUUCCCUCUUAUGGUUGGGACAAUGAGUAUGGGGAGGUCUCCUGCAAGGUGCCUCCUUUCCAGGCCAGCCAGUUUCUGAUCACCAACAAGGAAUUUUUGGAGUUUGUCGAGGCAGGAGGGUACAAAACUCCGAGUCUGUGGACUGAAGAAGGAUGGAAGUGGGUACAGUUCCGUGAGGCUGCGCAUCCAUGUUUCUGGGUCUGUAACCAAGGUUGUAAGUCGGGCUGUGGUGCUGAUUUGGCGUCUUACUCCCACUGCCACUUUGAUGAUGACUCUGUGAAUGGAAAGAAUGGGACGAAUGGAAAUGAUGAAGAGACUGAGGUGAAGAAAGCGAGACAAAGUAUCUACAAGCUACGUCUGAUGUUUGAUGUUGUGGACAUGGCGUGGGACUGGCCAGCAGAGGUCAACUACCAUGAGGCCAAGGCCUUCUGCAAGUGGAAGGGGCCGGGCUACAGGCUCCCAGUCGAGGCUGAGCAUCACGUCAUGAGGGGAGCCCAGCUGCCUGCUAGCGAAGGCUCACAGAGUGACAUCAUCUUCCAGAAGAAAAUCCCAGCUAAUCUCAACUUUCAAUACGGCUCCUCAACACCUGUGAACCUGUUCCCACCGACAGAGACAGGAUUUUAUGAUGUGUUUGGAAACACUUGGGAGUGGGUGGAGGAUCAUUUCAAUGGUCUCAGUGGAUUCCACACACACUUCCUGUAUGAUGAUUUCUCUUCCCCAUGCUUUGAUGGAAAGCACAACAUCAUUUUGGGAGGAUCAUGGAUAUCCACUGGGGACGAGGCCUCAAGGUUUGCUAGGUACGCUUUCCGCCGACACUUUUUCCAGCACUGUGGCUUCAGAAUUGCUCGCAGUUUGACGGAGGACCUCAAGCAGAUUGAUCUGCCAGCUCGCAUGGUCGAUACCGAGGUCUUUGUGUUGGGAUCUGGUGUUCAAGCCAAUAAAAUCUACCUUGACAACAACUUCAGCGUUCAGCGUGUGCAGAGCACUAAUGCUGUCUACAAUUAUGACACCAUGGAGACACUGGAGGGAAUUUUAGAGCUGGAAUUCGGCUUCCGUGAUUCCUUUGCCGCUGUUGUUGCUGCGCUUUGUGGUAGCUACUGUAGUCAUUACAAAGUUGCCACAGACUCGGCAGUGCAUCUGGGCACUGCCACGGGGAGAGGCUCGUUUGAGCUCAGCAGACAUUUCCAGAAUGUGCUGGGAGUGGAGAUGUGUGGCCGUCUCAUUGACGCAGCCGUGAGGCUGCAGUCUGGGCGUCACAUCACCUACAAGAAUGGGAAAGACAUCAAGCUGGACACUGGUUACAACCUGGACCGAAUUACAUUCAAGCAGCUAACCUGGAUUCCCAAUGAGGUGGAGAAUCAUGAUUUGGUCCUCAUCACUCACCUGGAUAGGGUCCAGAACCCAAAAGCUUGGCUGGUGCGACUGUGGGAGAUCACUCGUCCCCGUGGAAUGGCUGUAAUUGCCAGCAAAGACGGCAAGUGGAACAGGGAAAAACUACAUGUCCAUCUACAUCAUCGGCUCCGGUGUGUGAGCAGCCAAGAAGUUCCCUAUGAAGACAGGAAUGGUGAGGGCACUGCCACCAUCACCAUCUGGAAAUACAAGUAAAGCAUUUCCUGUUUCUACCGCAAGAAGUAAAAGACCAACAAUCUGAUGGAUCAGAGCUGUUGAAGACUUCUGACAAAUUUCAUAUUGAUUUGAUGCUUUUUUUGCAUGUACGUGAUGAUGAAGUCACAUUGAACCUUAUCUUUUCUUGAAAUGUAUGUAAAUGUAACUGAUUUCUUCUGUGAAGAAACAUUCUUUGUUAUGUUUUACAACUGCUUAACUUUACAGAAAAAAUUAAUAAACUGUUUACACCUGCAGGUCAAGCGAAAUAUUAUGUUAAUUGUUUGAGAGCUUUGUCAACGAAAACUUGUCUGAACAGCUUUAAGAAUGUGCAAAAUGUUGUUUUAAACUUUUAUUUUUGAAUGAAUAUUCUUCUGUUGUGGGAUUAAUUUAAAACAUACAAAGAGUAAAUUUGAUCUCAAAAUAUUGAUAAGCAAUACUUCUAUUUCCCUUUCAAACGGUAAUUAUAUUAUUGUCUUUGAGAUUACUGUACUCCCGUUCAACUAUCUAGUCUAAAUGAGAAAACACAGCAUUGUGGAUUUGAUUUUAUGAACUGAGUUGUUUUACAUUUUUGUUGCUCACUUUUUUUCUGUCUUUCCUUUUGACUACAGUAAUUGUUUUACUUAUGAUAAUGUGAUUUUAUCGUUUUUACUUGCAAAUGUAGUGCGGUAAGCAGUCUUAUGCAAAUGACUGUAUUCAAACAGAAUGUUUGUGCUACCUAUUGUUGCAGUUAGAUGGUUUGUAUUUUCAUAUGAUGAAUCUCAAAAAUUUUCAGAGAGAAGGAAAGUAAAAUAUUUAUCCUUUUGCUCCACAAAUGGAUCUCUUGUGAUGUGAAUAUGAUCAGAAAUGUAUCAACCUCAGGGGAACUCUCCCAAAUGGGUAAAAUUAUACAUAGAGGGAAUUAGAAAUGUGUAUUUAUCAAUUCCCAAGCAAAAUUCUUAUCUCUAUACUUAUUUUGGUGAUGCAGAGUAUUUUGACACAAAGCAUAAUUAUAUAUAUCUAUUUACUUGUCAUGUUGUUGAUUGCUGGUAAUGGACAGUAUGAUAUUCAUAGCAAAUAGAAAAUGAAAUUUAUUUCUACAAAUAAAUUUGCUAUGCAUGUGAUAUGUUUUGUAAUAUUGUAUUGCACACCUAGUAUAUGAUGCCUUUUUGUAGAAGGUCAAUAGUGAUGUUUGUUGUCACUUCCAUGUUUUUUGGUAGAUGUAAUAAAGCAUUUUGAAAAUGUUCAGAUAAAA
This is a messenger RNA of Aplysia californica (California sea hare), 3611 nucleotides long. RefSeq names its product ergothioneine biosynthesis protein 1. NCBI's taxonomy places the organism in Eukaryota, Metazoa, Mollusca, Gastropoda, Aplysiida, Aplysiidae. The record is from RefSeq and is a predicted model, not a curated record.